Aspergillus ochraceoroseus IBT 24754 is the source of this 1623-nucleotide messenger RNA. RefSeq lists its product as uncharacterized. Gene Ontology annotation, biological process: transmembrane transport. The record is from RefSeq and is a predicted model, not a curated record. Gene Ontology annotation, molecular function: transmembrane transporter activity. The transcript has 3 exons. The coding region runs from base 1 to 1623 and encodes 540 amino acids. NCBI's taxonomy places the organism in Eukaryota, Fungi, Ascomycota, Eurotiomycetes, Eurotiales, Aspergillaceae.
AUGCCUGAUUCGGCGUCCAACGCUAAGGAUGUUGACGAUGAGGAAAAGCAACCGCAAAAUGAGGCGAAAGAAGCCGUCAACUCCAAAGAUUUUACGCUAACUAUCAAGGGUCGUCUCGUAUUCUUCACGCUGGCAGUUUUAACCCUGAUGGUCUCCUUGGAUGGGACGUCGAUUUCUGUCGCUCUUCCGACAAUGGCCCAGGAGCUAGGAGGUAGCGCCAUGGAGGCCUUCUGGAGCGGCACUUCAUUCCUGCUCUGUUCGACGGUGUUUCAACCCAGCACGGCUACCAUGUCGGACAUAUUUGGUCGCCAGCCAGUGAUCCUCAUCUCGCUGGUGUUUUUCUUCGCCGGAGCCCUGGUAGCUGGUUUGGCAAAAAACUUCACCCAGAUUCUUGUUGGACGAUGCAUUCAAGGUGUGGGAGGAGGCGGACUCGCUGUGCUCUCGGAAGUUGUCGUUACGGAUCUGGUGCCACUUCACCUUCGAGGAAACUACUACGGGGUGCUGAGUGCUAUGUACAGUCUGGGGUCGGUGUUAGGGCCUGUUCUAGGUGGCGGGUUUUCCGAGAAUGUGACUUGGAGGUGGAUAUUCUACAUCAACUUUCCGUUUAUUGGAAUCGGCACCAUAUUAGUCCUUUUCUUCUUCCGCCUCACGAUACCGGAAGGGUCCCUCAAGGCCAAGUUCAAGCGGGUUGAUUAUAUUGGGACCAUCCUCUUUGUGGGCAGCAUCUCGUCUUUCCUCAUCCCCCUCUCUUGGGGUGGUGUCAUGUACUCCUGGGGAUCCUGGCGCACGCUGGUCCCCCUGAUAAUCGGGCUCGUCGGUCUCGUGAGCUUCGUUAUAUACGAAUCACUAGCACCACAACCAAUGAUACCACACUCUAUCUUUCAAAACCGGAGUGCCGCGGUUGCGUUUGCAGCUAGCAGCCUACAGGGUCUCAUUCUCUGGGGCGCGCUUUACUAUCUGCCGCUCUACUACCAAGCUGUGCGUGAAUUCGGGCCCAUUCUCACGGGAAUCGCGCUCUUUCCGCAGACAUUCACCGUCGCCCCUUCGGCAAUCAUGUGCGGGAUCAUAAUCACCCUCACGGGCCGCUACCGCUGGGGUCUAUGGGUUGGUUGGGCCCUCUCCGCCGUUGGGCUAGGGCUACUAUGCAUUAUUCGCGUGCAUACGAGCACAGCGGGCUGGAUCCUGCUGAAUAUCCCCAGUGGCUUGGGGCUGGGAAUCUUAACCGCGGCAAUUGUCUGCACUGUUCAAGCGUCUGCGACGAAUAAAAAUCUUACCGUCGCCGUGGCUAUGGUUGUAUUUUUCCGUGCCUUCGGACAGGCCAUCGGUAUCGCGGUAGGAGGAGUUAUUUUCCAGAACCGAAUGCGCCAUGAGUUAUUGCGGUAUCCAGAGUUGGCGCCAGAUGCAGAGAGCCUAAGUCAAGAUGCAGCGGCACUGGUCACGGUGAUUCAAGGAAUGGAAGGUGGCUUGCCCAAGGAGCAUCUAAAACAGGCGUAUACAGAUAGCUUGCGCAUCAUCUGGGCGUGUAUGUGUGGUGUUGCGGCUGUAGGACUUGGAUUGAGUGGAUUCGUGAAGAAGUACGAUUUGAACCGCGCCUUAAAGGGGGAUAUUCGUCUUAAGGAGUGA